Molecule: messenger RNA, 1870 nt
Organism: Paramormyrops kingsleyae
Lineage: Eukaryota; Metazoa; Chordata; Actinopteri; Osteoglossiformes; Mormyridae
Product: amino acid transporter heavy chain SLC3A2-like
Biological process (GO): L-alanine import across plasma membrane; carbohydrate metabolic process; L-leucine import across plasma membrane
Cellular component (GO): apical plasma membrane; basolateral plasma membrane
Molecular function (GO): aromatic amino acid transmembrane transporter activity; L-leucine transmembrane transporter activity; L-alanine transmembrane transporter activity
Source: RefSeq, a predicted model, not a curated record
GUUCGGAAUUGUAAGGUGUGACACUUGUUAGAGCUAUUCGAGAAGCUGUACUUGUACAUGCUGAAACAUUUAUAAGUGUAUUUCUUAGGUUCUUAAGUAGGACUCUACUGAAAGUGCUUUUUCCCGUUGUGCCAUGAUGGGCUGUUGUAGCUCCUCGUGUUUUUCACUGUGAACACCGAUCGCACCAACUCAAACCAAGAAAGAAGAGGUAAAUUAAAACCGAUCGACGCGAAAAUGAGUAAAGUUACGGAAGCCGAUAUGAAGGACGUGGAACUUGAGCUGGAUCCGGAAAAGCAGCCGAUGACUGACGGAGGGGCUGGAAAUUCUCCCAUCGGUACCGAGAAAAAUGGAAGCGUCACGGUGAAGAUAGCGGACGAUUCCGAUGUUAAGUUCACUGGUCUUUCAAAAGAGGAGCUGAUGAAGGUUGCUGGGACACCAGGGUGGGUUAGAACACGUUGGGUUCUUCUGAUCCUGUUUUGGAUUGGUUGGAUCGGGAUGCUGGCUGGGGCCAUUGUGAUCAUUGUCAAGGCCCCACGAUGCAAAUCUCUCCCAGAAAUGAAUUGGUGGAACUAUGGCCCCCUGUACAAGAUUUGGGAUGUGGAUGCAUUCACUGAGGCGGGUGGCCUGAAAGGAGUGGUGGAGAAAAUAGACGACCUGUCUCAGUUAAAGGUGAAGGGUGUGGUAAUGGGACCUCUUCACACUGUCCAGAAGGACCAACCAAACACACUAAACUUUAUGGCCAUAAACCCUGAGGUGGGGACGAACGGGGAGUUUGAGAGCCUGGUGGACAAGGCUCACAAGAAGGGCCUUUCUGUGGUCUUGGAUUUGACACCAAAUUACAAGGGCAGCAACCUCUGGUUUGAUAAAAUCCAGGUGUCCAGCAUUGCUGAAAAACUGAAGGUCGCUAUGUCCCACUGGAUGGAUUUGGGAGUGGAUGGAUUUCAGCUGGGUGGAAUCGAUGAAAAUUUUGUGGAUCCAAGUAUAUGGCAUAGUCUGAAGAAUACUAUUAAGGACAACAGAACUGAUGGGGCAAAGCAAAGGGUCUUAAUUGGGGUGAGCAUGCAGAACACUUCAGCAGCUGUAUCUACGCUCCAUAACAUUUCCACAGUGGACCUGCUGCUCUCCAGGGUUCUGCAGCCCAAUGUCACUGGUGGUCAGUGGGCUCAGGCCAUCCAGCAGCUGUAUGAGUCACGCAACCAGACUGGUCUGGCUUGGAACAUAGGCAGCAAGACUGAGGGGCACCUUGGCACAUUGGUUGGGCCCACGCUGGUGAAGCUCUACCAGAUGUUGUUGUUCACUCUGCCGGGGACGCCAGUGUUCAGCUACGGUGACGAGAUCUGUCUGAAGAGUGAUGUGAACGCUACACAUAAUCCCAAGAUGGUUUGGGAUUCACUGGAGCAUACAGAGGAGAAGAAUGAGACCGUGAAGAUGAUGAGUGAGCACCGCCGGUCCUGCCACUCCUUCUUCAAGACCCUGAGCGACUUGCGGGGGAAAGAGCGCUCCCUACAACAUGGGGACUUCCUGCUCCUUCACAAUAGCACAACCUCUCUGGCCUUCUUGCGGCAGUGGGACCAGAGCGAACGCUACCUGACGGCCCUCAACCUGGGGAAGAAGUCCGUCACGUUGCGUCUGUCUCAUGCCCACCUGCCCGAGCAUGCCACUGUGCUGCUCAGCACUGACCCCAAAACCCACCCCCCAGAGAAAUCCGUGCAGCUGGGAGACCUCAAACUAGAGGCGGAGGAGGCCAUACUGCUGCACUUCCCCUAUACUGCUUAGUCGCUAACAUUCUGUUUGAGUUCCCAGUGCUUUCAUGUUACUGCGUGGGGUGGAUGGUUUGGAAUAUGAAUUAAAUAUAAUGUCUAGCAUCUUA